AUGACAACCGAUUCUACCGUCGCCGUUCCUGUUUCCUCGAACGAUUCCGUCUCUUCUGAACGGAAAUUCCUCAAGCACAUCCGUGAUAACGUUCACGGCAACAUCUUUCUCGAGCCUAUCUACUUAAAGUUUGUUGACACAGAACAAUUUCAAAGACUUCGUGAUUUGAAGCAGCUUGGCCUAUGUCAUAUGGUUUACCCUGGGGCUGUACAUUCUCGUUUUGAACAUUCAUUGGGUGUUUAUUGGCUUGCUGGCAAAGCUGUUGAUAUCAUUAAAAAAUUCCAGGGCCCCGAGCUUGGUAUUGAAAAAUUUGAUGUAUAUGCAGUAAAACUUGCUGGUUUACUGCAUGAUGUUGGUCAUGGGCCCUUCAGCCACACUUUUGAGCGUGGGUUCCUUCCCUUGGUUCUUAAUGGCUCUACUUGGUCUCAUGAGGAAAUGUCUGAGAAAAUGAUAGACUACAUUGUUGAUCACCACAAUAUUGAUUUGGAUCCUCAACUCCUCAAAAAAGCAAAGGAAAUGAUCACUUCUAGCUCUGACCAUCCUACUCCACAAAGAGAAAAUCAGUUCUUAUAUGAUAUUGUUGCAAAUGGUCGCAAUGGAAUUGAUGUUGACAAGUUUGAUUACAUUGUUCGUGAUUCACGUGCGUGUGGCCUAGGGUGCAACUUUCAGCCUGAAAGAUUGAUGGAAACCAUGCAAGUUAUGGAUGACGAAAUUUGCUAUCGUGCUAAAGAUUAUCUGACAAUUCACAAGUUAUUUGCAACCCGUGCUGAUUUGCAUCGAACAGUCUAUACACAUGCAAAAGUAAAGGCUAUAGAGCUGAUGGUUAUUGAUGCAUUGGUGAAAGCAAAUCCAUAUCUUCCUAUUGCAUCCUCUAUUCAUCAACCAUCUUACUUUUGGAAGUUAGAUGACUCUAUUCUUAAAACAAUUGAGUCUUCUUCCCAGCAAGAGUUGAAGGAGUCCAGAGACUUGAUUCUGCGCAUUCACAGAAGAGAUCUUUACCAGUUCUGCAAUGAAUUCUCUGUUCCAAAAGAAAGACUGGAGAACUUCAAAAGCAUCACACCCCAAGACAUUGUUUGUUCCCAGACAAAUGGCUCCAAUUUGAAAGAAGAUGAUGUUGUUGUGAGCAAUGUUAAAAUUGAUUUAACACGUGGAACAAAAAACCCUCUUGAAAGAAUUAAAUUUUUCCAGGACUACGAGAGUAAUGAAAAAUUUCCCAUCCAAAACGAGCGAAUCAGUCAUUUGUUGCCAGCAUUUUACGAAGACAUCAUAGUGCGAGUGUACAGUAAGAAGCCUGAACUGGUGGAAGCUGUUUCUAAGGCUUUCGAAAAUUAUCAGCUCAAGACAUUUGGAAGGAAUGCACAGGUGCACGAAACUCCCGAGAAGAAGAAGCGUCUUAAGUAUAAGACCUACCCUACUGGAUUUGAACAUGUAGAUAUCUACUAG
Lathyrus sativus (Indian pea) is the source of this 1443-nucleotide messenger RNA. Lineage: Eukaryota; Viridiplantae; Streptophyta; Magnoliopsida; Fabales; Fabaceae. The record is from the annotation of a GenBank genome assembly.